Bipolaris maydis ATCC 48331 is the source of this 1112-nucleotide messenger RNA. Its product is annotated as CoA-transferase family III domain-containing protein. The record is from RefSeq and is a predicted model, not a curated record. Gene Ontology annotation, molecular function: catalytic activity. NCBI's taxonomy places the organism in Eukaryota, Fungi, Ascomycota, Dothideomycetes, Pleosporales, Pleosporaceae.
AUGUCUCUCAGCUUAUUCACCGGAACAGCGGCGCCUCAGCUCCAACGAUGCCCUCGGAUAUCUCAUAGUCCCUGGUCUACUACUGUUGCUCGCACGCACUUUCGAUCAAUAUUUCAACAAAACCUGGGUGCCCGGGUUAUCAAGGUGGAAAGACCUGGCGUCGGAGAUUUUGCUCGUGCCUACGAUUCUCGAGUGGAUGGGCUUGCCUCGCAUUUUGUUUGGCUCAACCGGUCUAAAGAGAGUCUGGCACUGGAUCUGAAGAAUGCCGAACAUAUGAAAGUACUCGUGGCACUCCUCGACAAAGCAGAUGUCUUCGUCCAAAACCUGGCUGCAGGUGCAAGCGCAAGGCUAGGUUUGUCAUAUGAAGCUCUAAAGUCCAAGAACCCCGGUCUUAUCGUUUGCGAUGUCUCUGGCUACGGCGACAGUGGUCCAUACAGAGAGAAAAAGUCUUACGAUUUGCUUGUUCAAAGUGAAGCUGGUCUUCUUUCUGUCACUGGUAGCGAAAGUGAGGUUGCAAAAGUUGGCAUAUCUAUUGCCGAUAUCUCAGCAGGCAUGUACGCAUACACCAACAUCCUCGCAGCCUUGAUGCAACGCCAGAAGACUGGCUCAGGGUGUCGAUUGGACAUCUCCAUGUUGGAGAGCAUGAUGGAAAGGACAGGAGCAUCUCAUGCAACCAUCUAUCCUUAUGGCCCAUUCGAAACUGGCGGUGGGGAUGCCGUGACUUUGGGUGUCCAAAAUGAAAGAGAAUGGACAAACUUUUGUCAAUCGGUUCUGGAGAAGCCGGAACUGAGCCAAGAUGCUUGCUUCUUAAGUAACUCGCUCCUUGAUACGCCCAAGGGCCGUAUCCCGGCUCUUAUACCUCCCGGUAUUGCCACAGCUACUGGGGCGAGGAUGGGCGCGGUUCCUGCACUGGGCUAACACACACUAUCAAUAUUAAAGGAGCUGGGCUUCGACGCCGGGACUGUUCAGUGAUUCUUCGUGUUUCUUCGUCUACUUCGUCUACUUCGUAUCUUUUAGUGAAGCAUACUAAAAUAUGUAGUAUAAGAGUCUUGUCGUGCCAAACACAAGAUAGCUGUUAUCUAACUCAUGAGAGAAUAGUAUUUGCUGUUUUA